Aspergillus wentii DTO 134E9 is the source of this 792-nucleotide messenger RNA. RefSeq lists its product as uncharacterized. The transcript has a single exon. Gene Ontology annotation, cellular component: membrane. The record is from RefSeq and is a predicted model, not a curated record. The coding region runs from base 1 to 792 and encodes 263 amino acids. Lineage: Eukaryota; Fungi; Ascomycota; Eurotiomycetes; Eurotiales; Aspergillaceae.
AUGUCCGAUCUACCCUUCUCCUGCGCUGUAGUAACCGGCGGCGGCGGCGGCCUAGGCAAAGCAAUCGCAUCCUACUUCCUCAGCAAAGGCAAAAAGGUCAUCAUCGCCGGUCGCACCGAAGCCACUCUCCGCGAGACGGCCAGAGAGAUCGGCGCGACAGACUACUUUGUCCUGGACACAGGCGUGACCAGCCAAAUCCCGCCAUUCAUCGACGCCGUGACGAAGAAAUACCCCGACCUGGACUGUCUGGUGAACAAUGCAGGCGUGCAACGACCUCUGCACGCGCUGAACGACGCACCGGCUGAUUACCUGCAAAAGGCAGACCAGGAAAUCGACAUUAACAUCCGCGGUCCGAUGCAUCUCACGCUGGGCUUGCUGGAGCAUUUCAAGAAUAUUCCCACCGGGGCAAUGGUUAUCAACGUCUCCUCUAUCCUGGCGUUCGUUCCAUUCUCUGUCAUCAACCCAGUCUACAACGGGACGAAAGCAUGGCUGCAUUUCUGGUCCAUGACGCUUCGUUCCCAGCUCUCUCGAGCCGGAUACGAGAAGAUCAAAGUGGUUGAGAUUGCGCCUCCAUCUGUGGGGACGGAUUUACAUCGUGACCGGGAAGAUCCCGAUGAUAACAAGAAGGACAAGAAUCCGAAUGCGCUGUCGGUGGAGGAGUUUAUGGAGGUUGUCUCUGUGGGAUUGGAGAGGGGAGAUGAGGUGAUUGCACCGGGGAUGAGCGAGGGGAUUGUCAGCAAGUGGUAUGAGGACUUUGGGGGGCUUUAUGAGCGUUUGUCUGGGGGGAAGUAG